Messenger RNA from Chroicocephalus ridibundus (black-headed gull), 3974 nucleotides. RefSeq names its product B-Raf proto-oncogene, serine/threonine kinase (gene BRAF). Gene Ontology annotation, biological process: protein phosphorylation; Ras protein signal transduction. The record is from RefSeq and is a predicted model, not a curated record. The transcript has 19 exons. Lineage: Eukaryota; Metazoa; Chordata; Aves; Charadriiformes; Laridae. Gene Ontology annotation, molecular function: protein kinase activity; ATP binding. Bases 215 to 2515 code for a protein of 766 amino acids. Gene Ontology annotation, cellular component: cytoplasm.
GACUCAUGCGCAGUGAGCGGCGUGCGGCGAUUCUGGGUGACGUCACGGGCCGGGCGUGACGUGCCGGUGGCGCGGGCCGCUGGGAGCUGGCCGGCAUCUGCGCUCGCCCCCCCGUCCCCUCCCCCCUCCCACUACGGGUCGCGGCUGGGGGCGUCCCGGCGGCGGGGACGCGGCUCCCCCCUCCCCCGCCCUCGCCCCGGCGCUUCGAUCCAAGAUGGCGGCGCUGAGCAGCGGCAGCAGCGCGGAGGGGGCCUCGCUCUUCAACGGGGACAUGGAGCCCGAGCCGCCGCCCCCCGCCCUCAGCGCCUGCUACGCGGCGGGCAGCGGCGACCCAGCCAUCCCGGAGGAGGUGUGGAAUAUCAAACAGAUGAUUAAAUUAACACAAGAACAUAUAGAGGCACUGUUAGACAAAUUUGGAGGAGAGCAUAACCCACCAUCGAUAUAUUUAGAGGCCUAUGAAGAGUACACCAGCAAACUAGAUGCUCUACAGCAGAGAGAACAGCAGUUACUGGAGUCCAUGGGGAACGGAACAGAUUUCUCUGUCUCCAGUUCAGCUUCAACAGACACAGUUGCAUCAUCUUCCUCCUCUAGCCUCUCUGUAGCACCUUCAUCCCUUUCAGUUUAUCAAAACCCUGCUGAUAUGUCACGGAAUAACCCUAAGUCUCCACAGAAGCCUAUUGUUAGAGUCUUCCUGCCCAACAAGCAAAGGACUGUGGUUCCAGCAAGAUGUGGAGUGACAGUCCGUGAUAGCCUAAAGAAAGCUCUGAUGAUGAGAGGUCUUAUUCCAGAAUGCUGUGCUGUUUACAGAAUACAAGAUGGAGAGAAGAAGCCAAUUGGCUGGGACACUGACAUUUCCUGGCUCACGGGAGAGGAGUUGCAUGUGGAAGUCUUGGAGAAUGUACCACUCACAACACACAAUUUUGUACGAAAAACAUUCUUCACGUUAGCUUUCUGCGACUUUUGUCGAAAGCUGCUUUUCCAGGGAUUCCGGUGCCAGACAUGUGGCUACAAAUUUCACCAGCGCUGUAGUACAGAAGUGCCACUGAUGUGUGUUAAUUAUGACCAACUUGAUUUGCUGUUUGUCUCCAAGUUCUUUGAACAUCACCCCAUACCGCAGGAAGAGGCCUCCUUAGGAGAGACCACCCCAGCAUCUGGAUCGUACCCCUCAGUGCCCCCCUCAGAUUCUGUUGGACCACCAAUUCUCCCUAGUCCUUCUCCUUCAAAAUCCAUUCCAAUCCCACAGCCCCUCCGACCAGCAGAUGAAGAUCAUCGGAAUCAAUUUGGGCAACGCGACCGAUCCUCUUCAGCUCCCAAUGUUCACAUCAAUACAAUCGAGCCAGUCAAUAUUGAUGACUUGAUUAGAGACCAGGGUUUACGAGGAGAGGGAGGUUCAACUGCAGGUUUGUCUGCAACACCUCCAGCCUCUUUGCCUGGGUCACUCACCAAUGUGAAAGCGUUACAGAAAUCACCAGGACCCCAACGGGAAAGGAAAUCAUCCUCAUCCUCAGAAGACAGAAAUAGAAUGAAAACCCUUGGUCGACGGGAUUCGAGUGAUGACUGGGAGAUACCAGAUGGACAGAUCACAGUUGGACAAAGAAUAGGAUCUGGAUCAUUUGGAACAGUCUACAAAGGAAAGUGGCAUGGUGAUGUGGCAGUGAAAAUGUUGAAUGUUACGGCACCCACACCUCAACAGUUACAGGCUUUCAAAAAUGAAGUAGGAGUGCUCAGGAAAACACGACAUGUGAAUAUCCUGCUUUUCAUGGGUUAUUCAACAAAACCCCAGCUGGCUAUUGUUACACAAUGGUGUGAGGGGUCCAGUUUAUAUCACCAUCUACACAUCAUUGAGACCAAAUUUGAAAUGAUCAAACUAAUUGAUAUUGCACGACAGACUGCACAAGGCAUGGAUUAUUUGCAUGCCAAGUCAAUCAUCCACAGAGACCUCAAGAGUAAUAAUAUUUUUCUUCAUGAAGACCUCACAGUAAAAAUAGGUGAUUUUGGUCUAGCUACAGUGAAAUCGCGAUGGAGUGGAUCCCAUCAGUUUGAACAGUUGUCUGGAUCUAUUCUAUGGAUGGCACCAGAAGUUAUUAGGAUGCAAGAUAAAAACCCGUAUAGUUUUCAGUCGGAUGUAUAUGCGUUUGGGAUUGUUCUUUACGAACUGAUGACUGGGCAGUUACCGUACUCAAACAUCAACAACAGGGACCAGAUAAUUUUUAUGGUGGGACGAGGAUACCUAUCUCCAGACCUCAGCAAAGUACGGAGCAACUGUCCAAAAGCUAUGAAGAGACUAAUGGCCGAAUGCUUAAAAAAGAAGAGAGAUGAGAGACCCCUUUUUCCACAGAUUCUUGCCUCCAUUGAGCUUCUGGCCCGGUCAUUGCCAAAAAUUCACCGCAGUGCAUCUGAGCCCUCAUUAAACCGGGCUGGCUUCCAGACAGAGGAUUUUAGUCUAUAUGCUUGUGCUUCUCCAAAAACACCCAUCCAAGCAGGGGGAUACGGAGAAUUUGCAGCGUUCAAGUAGCCACAGCACCAUGGCAGCACCCACUCUGUUACUUAAGUCUUGUGUUCCUACAGUUUCUUAACAUCAAAACUCUAUUCUGCUCCGCAAAAACCUAAAGUAAUUUAGAAAAAGAUAUCCAUAAGCUUAAAAGUGGAGCAGAAUGAAACUGCCAGUCCAACACAAUGGGAAAAAGUACCUUUUUUGGGAACCAGAAUCCUCUGCUGCCAGUGUUUCUCCUUCAACACAAACCACCGCGUGCAUUCGGAGACCCGCAGUGGCUGCCUGUGCCGUUGGCAUCAUUCCCAGGAGAGAGGAGAGGGCGCUCGUGGUUUGACUGUGGUGCUCGGGCAUGAGGGGACGGAACUGCUGCUGCAACUUAGGAGACUUGCUUUGGAUGGUCUGCCGGUGGGCUUUCUCCUUCUAACAACGUGCCAUCAGAGGCUGAAUCUCUGAUGAGUGCUAAUUUAAAAGAAUCAUCCUCUGUUCUCAUCUUUUUUCUUUUUUUUUUUUUUUUUUUUUUUCCUCCUGGUGUACUCACUGAUUUAUGGACAAUGCAGUAUCCCCUUUUCACUCUAAGACAAUGUCAAACACCUAAAUUUGUCUCUAUUAUUGGGUUUUAUUCCAGAAAAAUUAAAACGAUGGGGUGAUGGUAGCUUGAGAUGUUACUCUAAAGGCAAAGAGCUUAAUCUGAAGGAAAAGGGGAUGUUGCUGCACCUUUUUUCAGAUUUACUUUAUCUUCAAAAAGCAAACAACAACCACCAACCUUAACCUUUUCCAGUAUUUUCUUGGUGUGUGCAUAUAAAACAUCUUUUAGAAGGAUUAGGUAUAUCCUUCUUUUGUUGGUCCAGCAACAAACUGAAGUUUAAAAAAAAAAAUGUAGCAAGAUUGUCCUCUCUUUUAUUUUUUUUUUCUUUUGUAUCAUAUGAUACAAUGUAUUUAUCAAAGAUGCUACCACAGCAUCUGAAGUCUGUAGAAUUCCUGAUACAGACUGUGAAUGGUGUAUGUACCUACUUUAAAAGUUUUAUUUUAAACGAGGGUGCAGGUUAAUGCCAGGUACCUUACCAAUAUGUAAUGUUUUCAUAAAUGGGGAAAAAAGUUCUCAGGUUGAAUUGAAUACAAAUACAAAACCCCCUAGAAUUAGACAUUCCGAAAAUUAUGUUUUGGUACUUUCAAGAGCUUUUUUUAAAGGAUUUUUAUCCUGUUAACUAAACGUCCUCUGAUAAGUGUGUGUGUAAAUGUGGAACAUCUUGUCCCAGGGGCAAGUUGUUAGAUGAAAACAAAACGGUACUUGCUGGAUCCACGCUGACUACUUCUCCUCUCAUUGCUUUCCUCCCUGUCAUCUCUUCCCUUCCGUUGGUCUUUCCCUUUUCGUACGCUUUGCAAACUGGGAUGAAGGUGGCGGUAUCUCCAUUAGAGUGCUUUGUUUUCCUGUCCUCCAAUCCUGGUUUUCAAAUGGUUGGUAGCUUUUUGACAAGUUACC